GAUCCGCCCCUGUGGUCAUGUGAAGAUUUGAAGGUCCGAUGGAAAACUAUUUUGUGAAAAAUAUUUUUUAACGACUGGAAAUUAAUCUAUUGACUGGUAUUCGGGUACGGUGUCUCUGCAUGCAUUACAUGUAACAGAUGUGGCGUUUCCAGAGCGAAGUUGUUUAAAAUUUAGACAGAUUAAGGCAUCGCUUGUGGAGAAAGAACUAGAUGUUACGUAUCCAGACAUUGUACAGAGGUUUAAAAUUGGCAAGAUCAUCAAUAGAAAGUUCUUUUGCUGCUUAUCAGACCUCUGCCAACAUGACUUCCUCAAAGAAUCCAGCCAUUGCAAAGGAGUAUGAGAACAUAAUCAAGUCUGCCCAGGACAAGAGACUCUAUCGAGGCCUUCAACUCAAUAAUGGCAUGAAGAUCGUUCUCAUUAGUGAUCCUACAACAGAGAAGUCUGCUGCUGCCCUUGACGUCCAUGUUGGUUCCUUGUCAGACCCGUGGGAGAUUCCUGGUCUUGCUCAUUUUCUUGAGCACAUGCUCUUUCUUGGAACCGAGAAGUAUCCAUCAGAAAAUGCAUACUCACAGUUUUUGAACGAGCAUGGAGGGUUUGCUAAUGCAUACACCAGCGGUGAGCAUACCAACUUUUACUUUGAUGUCUCACAUGAACAUCUACAGGGAGCCCUUGAUAGGUUUGCCCAGUUCUUUCACUGUCCUCUGUUCAACCAAGAUGCCCAAGAUAGGGAAGUCAACGCUGUGGAUUCUGAGAAUGACAAAAACCUCAAGGCAGAUUCUUGGAGGAUCUUUCAACUUGACAAGGCUACAGUCAACCCAUCCCAUCCCUUUAGCAAAUUUAACACGGGUAAUAAGGAUACAUUAGCUACAAUACCACUGGAAAAGGGGAUCGAUGUCCGUAAAGAACUCUUAAAAUUUCACUCUGAUUUCUACUCGUCUAACAUCAUGGGAUUAGCAGUACUAGGAAGAGAAAGCUUGGAUCAGUUAUCAGAGAUAGUCCUCCAACUCUUUUCCAAUGUGGAGAACAAGAACGUAAGGAUAUCUGAAUGGUUGGAACACCCAUAUGGUAAAGACCAACUCAAGGUGAAGUUUGAAGUGGUGCCAGUAAAAGAUCUGAGACAGCUCAAUGUCAGUUUCCCCAUCCCUGAUCUACAAGAGCAUUAUAAAUCAAAGCCUGCUCACUAUCUAGGCCACAUGGUUGGUCAUGAAGGUCCAGGAAGUCUACUCUCAGAACUCAAAGCUAGAGGAUGGGUGAACACGUUAUGUGGGGGAGAGAAAGAUGGCGCCAAAGGAUUUGCCUUCUUCAUCAUCAAUGUUGACUUGAGUGAGGAAGGAUUAGAUCAUGUUGAUGAUAUCAUCCUGCACAUGUUUCAGUAUCUGAACAUGUUAAGGAAAGAGGGUGCCCAGCAAUGGGCCCAUGAUGAAUGUAGAGAUCUGGAUGCCAUGAGGUUUAGAUUCAAGGAUAAAGAGAGGCCCUCGGGGUACGUCACCAAAGUGGCUCAUCUCUUACACGACUACCCCAUGGAUGAGGUGUUAAGUGCUUCGUAUCUGAUGCCUGAGUUCAAACCAGAUGUGAUCACUGAGAUCUUGGAAAGGCUCACUCCAGAAAAUAUCAGAGUAGCAGUUGUGUCCAAAUCCUUUGAGGGUAAAACAGAGAAGGUUGAGAAGUGGUAUGGCACAGAGUACAGCAUCAGGAAUAUAGAACCGAGUUUGAUCAAGAGGUGGGAUGAAGCCGGCCUGAAUGAAAAGUUCAGCCUCCCUCCCAGGAACGAGUUCAUCCCGACAAACUUCGAGCUUGCCCCCAGGGAGAAGGAGGGCAUGUCCACACCAACGAUGGUCAGAGAGACCCCUCUCAGUAAACUAUGGUUCAAACAAGAUGAUACUUUCCUACUUCCCAAGGCCUGUAUGCUGCUAGAAAUAUCAAGCCCCCUGGCAUACAUUGAUCCCCUGCAUUGUAAUCUGACCUCAAUAUUCUGCACCUUGUUACGGGACGCCCUCAACGAGUAUGCAUAUGCAGCAGAGAUUGCUGGAGUUAGUUACUCAAUAGACAGCACUAUCUAUGGUUUGGAGGUCGGAGUGGGAGGCUACAGUGAUAAGAUGGCUCUCUUACUACAGAGAGUCUUUGAGAAAAUGACUAACUUUGUAAUCAAUGAAAAUAGGUUUGAUGUCAUCAGAGAAACAUAUUCAAGAAUGUUGUCAAACUUCCAUGCAGAGCAACCUCAUAGACAUGCUGUGUAUUAUACAUCAGUGCUAGUAGCGGAGCAGGCCUGGACCAAGCUGGACCUAGCCCAGUGUAUGGAUGAGGUUACGUUGGAGAGGUUAAAGAGCUUUAUUCCUCUGCUCCUGUCCAACCUCCACAUGGAGGCCCUCUUCCAUGGUAACGUAGCCCAGGAGCAGGCAGCCUCCACCAUGGAGAGCCUAGAGAAUAUCCUCAAGACCAAUACAAGGAGUAAACCGCUCCUUCCCAGUCAGCUGAAGAAACAGAGGGAGAUUCAGCUACCAGAUGGUUGCUACUACACGUACCAUCGUAACAAUGAAGUACACAGUAACUCAGGGAUUGAGAUAUAUUAUCAGACAGCUGUACAGGAGACAAAGAAUAAUAUGAUGCUUGAACUAUUCUGUCAGAUCGUCAGCGAGCCUUGUUUCAACAUGCUUAGAACAAAAGAACAAUUAGGUUAUCUAGUAUUCAGUGGUGUAAGGCGUUCUAACGGCGUUCAGGGUCUUCGAUUCAUCAUUCAGUCAGAGAGGGCGCCAGCCUAUUUAGAUCAGAGAAUAGAGGCUUUCCUCAGUAGCAUGGAGGCUCACUUAGAAGAGAUGACGGAGGAAGAUUAUCAGAAGCAUGUGACCGCAUUAGCAGUGAAAAGAUCAGAAAAACCCAAGCAAUUGAGAGAAGAAGCUGCAAGAUACUGGACAGAAAUCACUUGCAAACAAUACAACUUCGAUAGAGUUGACCUUGAGGUGUCCUUUUUGAAGACCAUCACCAAGGAUGACCUUUUGACCUUCUACCGUAACCUUCUGAUGGUUGCUGCCCCCAAGAGGCACAAGUUAGCCGUCUAUGUCUAUCCACCUGCUCCUGAGGGGAUUGAUCAGAUCCCGGCUGCUGGUCAAGACCAACCCGAUGCUGCAACCAAAGAUAAGUUGGAUCUACAUGAGGCUCCAAUCCUACCUGAGCCACAAGGCAUCAGUGAUAUAGCCCUCUUCAAGAGUGGUCUUCCACUCUUUCCUAGACCUCCUCCACACAACACAAACAAUGCCAAAUCAAAGCUUUGAGGAUCGGUCAACAGACACUGACAGACACAGGCACAAAGCAGGUUCCACUGCACUCGACUGACUACAAAGGACUGUUAAAAUGAUCAAUCCAUGAUGCAAAUAGUGCAAUGUUGAGGAUCUGCAGAACUGGCAGAACCUACAGACAUGCAGGAGGUUCAGAAGCUACAUAGUCCCAACCAUUCAUCCCUUUGACUACUACUACUACUACAAAAGUUGGGAAUGCCAUUCUAAGCUUCAGGAUCAGCAAAAGUGGGCAGUGCCAUACAGGUGAAGACUGUCCAUCCAGGGGCGUAUUGAGUUAAAUCAAUGCUGAGGACAAGUGCUUAAAUUGCACCCUUCUGAACUUUUGACUGUGGUGACAUCUCUUGAUUUCCAUUAGGAUGAUUUCUCUUCUGCCCUCUAAUAUUGGCAACGGGACAAGUGCCCCACUUGUCCCUUAGAUAUGUAUUUGUCUGUGAUAAGCUGGGGUUAAGAGUGAGUUAUCUCUUUAUAUUACUUCCACACAAUACUUUCAAUAUUGGUUUAAAGGGGAUGUUUACCCUGACAAAAAGCUUAUUGUAAAAAUAGCAGAAAAAAUAAUUUGUGGAGGUUUUAGGAAAAUCUAUCUUUGAUUAAAAAAGUUAUUAGAAUUUUAUCUUUUAUAUUUGUGACAUUAAAUGCGAGCAGCUUUCCUAUAUACAGGUGUGUCAUGUAGGAAAAAAAUAAAUGAAAUGUCCUUUACUCCAAAAAACAUAAAUGGAUUUUAUUGCACAUUCAGUUUAUCAACAGACGAAUCUUUUCAGAACCAUUCCUAAAAAAAAAAAAAAUUAGUUAUCAUGAACCAUAAAAAUGUGAAAUUUAUGCAUUUUAUAUUACAUAACGUAUAGGGCAGCUGCUCGAAUAAAAAAUUCUAAUAACUUCCUUAAUCUUUGUUUGAUUUUUUCAAACCUUCAAUAUUUUUAUUAGUUUUUCUGGUAUUAUUCCAACAAACUUUUCGUCAGGGUAAACUUCUCCUUUAACGCUUUGAGGACACCCAGAAUCCAAAUCUCUAACACCUUGUAUCUGUCUGGGAACAAGUGUUGUACUUACAAUUUGGUCUUUACUGAUCGAUCAUAUUUGACCAAGUGAAUGCCUGAUUAGCCCGAUAAACGUCAGUGUAUUAUAGGUCUUGAUAUAAAUCUUUUGAAAUACAUGAUAUAGAGUUGCCAAUUGUCACAUUGGUUUUAAUCUGAAUGUUACAAACCUGUUGGGUUUUUCUUAAAGCUCUUUGCAAAGUUACGCACAGUUUAAUGCAAGAUUGGAACAUGUUCUAAGGUUCUCGGUCAGCUACUCGGUAAUGUCAUAUAGCACAAGAAAGGGUCAGCAGUCGGACAUAAAGUCAUUCGUAACUUCUGAAUAGCUUUAUUAACACCCACCUUGACCCUGUAGUAUGAAGAGAUACAAUCAAUUUUUCCAGUUGACUACAUUUUGAGCACAGUUUGCCAUGAAUUUAAGAUAACAUUUUAAAAAUUGUUUGUAUUAUGUUAGAUCAUGGAUAGCCACAAGUUUACAAUUAUAGUCUGUUUCAUAAUGAAUUUUAAUUUUUAGUAGGUAUGCACUGUUUGUCCCACACUGUACUCCAUUUACAAUCAGUUGUCAUGUUCAGUUUGUAAGUGCCAUCAGUUCUUGCAUUCUAUGAUACUUGUGUCUCCAACAUUAUUAUCCUGAGUGACUUAUGGGUCAAUCACUUAUUCCUGAGACAUACAAAAUAGAAUGUACUAUGAAUGUGAAUUGAAAAAUUAUAGAAAUAUUUAAUUGAUAAAUGAAUCUCCUUGCAUUGGGAAGAGUAAGGAUUAUUCAAUAGAACUACAAAAAAAACAUCCCAGGAAAACUGAAGUGUUUAAAUGAAAAACUGUGAUUAGUCUCUCCUGAUGUGGAAGAACGUUUUUAAGGCGCAACUUGCAUGCACAUAUCAUGAAAUGCAACAAUUGUAUUUCUGCAGUUGACUGUAUCUUCCAUGUAUCAGAUUCAUGUUCCUUUUAUUUAUUGGCUUCUAUUUAAACUUAUAGACAUUUUUAUUAGCUCUGGCUAUGUAUGAAUAGCAGUAAGUCUGACAGGAUUCUCUAUGUUGUGUAAAUGGUAAUGAAAUGCAUAUGAUUGUGCAAUAUAUUCAAGAAGAACUUGAAUAUGAACAUAUCUGCAUGUGGACCAAUAUAAAGCAUUGUUUUAAUAUUAAUAGGCAACUUUUAACAGUAUGAAUAUUAUACAUCUUUA
Messenger RNA from Lytechinus pictus (painted urchin), 5501 nucleotides. Its product is annotated as insulin-degrading enzyme-like. Gene Ontology annotation, biological process: peptide catabolic process. Bases 210 to 3269 code for a protein of 1019 amino acids. The record is from RefSeq and is a predicted model, not a curated record. The transcript has 25 exons. Lineage: Eukaryota; Metazoa; Echinodermata; Echinoidea; Temnopleuroida; Toxopneustidae. Gene Ontology annotation, molecular function: metal ion binding; metalloendopeptidase activity. Gene Ontology annotation, cellular component: mitochondrion; cytosol; peroxisomal matrix.